CGAGGGGCCGGGGAGCGCAUCCCGCCCCCGCCCCCACCCACGCCGCCACCGCCGCCACCACCGUUGCCACUGCUCACUCACUCCGAGUCCCUGGCCUCGCUGCCUGAGGUGGGGGCGCUGCGGGCGCGUGUGCGCCGGCCGCCUUCCCGUUGCCGCCCGCGUUCUUGCCGUCCGGGCAUACGUCGACGCGCGCCUGCAUCCGGCUCCGGACGCUUGCGAUUUUAGUGGGACCUAACUUGGAGGCCUAUGGUGCAAGUAUCAGGAUUACUUUUGCCCCCAAGGCUAAUUGCAGAUCUCCUCAUGUUGAACUAUGGGAUUCCACAGAGAAUGAGACUCUCAUCCUUUUUCCAUCAGUGAGCCACUCUUCCCAGCUUUCUCCCACCAUCCACUGACCUCAUGUCUACCAUACUCCUGAAUUUGGACUUUGGGGAACCUUCGAAAAAGGCAUUUGGAGGAAAUGCCAAACAUCAACGUUUUGUCAAGAAGCGAAGGUUCUUGGAACAGAAAGGAUUUCUGAGUAAAAAGAACCAACCCCCUAGCAAGGUGUCUAAAUUAAACUCAGAACCUCCAAAGAAAGGGGAAACUUCAAGAGUAGAUAGCAUUUCGAAGAUCCUUUCAUGCCUAAAGAAGAAGAAAGAGGCAGCUGCCUCCAAGAGGGACUCAGAACAGUCCAAAGACAAGAAAGCAUCAUUGUCAUGGCUGACCCCUGCUCCUUCAAAGAAGACUGAUUCUGUUGUGGCUAAAAUAGAUUUGCUUGGGGAGUUUCAGAGUGCCCUUCCAAAGCCUAAGAGACGCACCCAGAAGAAGGGCUCUAAGAAGCCCUUGAAAAAGAAAAUUGCUACAGAAAACUCCACCCAAACUCAGUCAAAGGAUAAAGGCUCCAACAAGAAGCCCUUGAAGAAAAAUGCUGUACAGAACUCCACCCAAGCUCAACCAGAGGAUAAGUGCCCUAAAGUCCCUCAAAGCUUGCCAAGGAAGAUGGUGGCAAUAGACUGUGAAAUGGUGGGCACGGGACCCAAGGGGCGUGUGAGUUCCUUGGCUCGCUGCAGCAUCGUGAAUUACAAUGGAGAUGUGCUUUAUGAUGAGUACAUCCGCCCCCCCUGCUAUAUCGUGGACUACCGGACCAGGUGGAGUGGCAUCCGGAAGUGCCACAUGGUUAAUGCUACCCCCUUUAAGACUGCUCGGAGUCAGAUCUUGAAGAUACUCUCAGGGAAGGUAGUGGUAGGACAUGCCAUUCACAAUGACUACAAAGCCCUACAGUACUUUCAUCCCAAGUCCCUCACUCGAGACACUUCCCAAAUACCGCUCCUCAACCGGAAGGCUGACUGCCCAGAAAAUGUCACUUUGUCACUGAAGCAUCUCACCAAGAAGCUGCUGAGUCGGGACAUCCAGACUGGACUAAGUGGACAUUCCUCGGUGGAAGAUGCCCAGGCCACAUUGGAGCUGUACAAGUUGGUUGAAGUUGAAUGGGAACAGCAUCUGGCCCAGAAUCCUCCAGAAAAUUAGCAGUCCCAGGGAGACACAUGCAGUAAACCAACCCACAGUUCUGCCAGCUUCUCACCUGUAGAAGCUGGAAUCAUUGGGGAGAGGAGCUUGACCAGAGACUUAAUACCCAUUGAAAUUUCAUCUCA
Messenger RNA from Rattus norvegicus (Norway rat), 1631 nucleotides. It is a transcript of the gene Isg20l2, whose product is annotated as interferon stimulated exonuclease gene 20-like 2. NCBI's taxonomy places the organism in Eukaryota, Metazoa, Chordata, Mammalia, Rodentia, Muridae. The record is from RefSeq and is marked provisional. The transcript is spliced from 4 exons. The coding region runs from base 397 to 1506 and encodes 369 amino acids. Gene Ontology annotation, molecular function: 3'-5'-RNA exonuclease activity; exonuclease activity; nucleic acid binding. Gene Ontology annotation, cellular component: nucleolus.